CAUAAUCAUUGUUGGAUUGGACAACUUCUCCAUCUUGGAUUACAUCUUCCUAAGGCCAAAGGAAUCAAAUAAACAUGGGAGACAGACUACGGCUGGCAAUUGGAGUCAUGGGCAAUGUUGCCUCCCUACUGCUUUAUUCUGCACCCAUAUUCACUUUUGCAAGAGUCAUUAAAAGGAAAAGUACAGAGGAGUACUCUUGUGUCCCAUAUAUCAUUGCGCUCUUGAACUGCCUUCUUUACACUUGGUAUGGACUUCCCAUUGUGAGCUACAGAUGGGAAAACUUCCCAGUAGCCACCAUCAACGGUUUGGGGAUACUUCUCGAGUUUUCUUUCGUUCUAGUAUAUCUUUGGUUUGCUUCAACCAGGGAGAAGGCAAGCUACUUAUAUUUCUCGUACAAUUUUUAUUAACAGUUUACUAUGUUCUUAAUGUAUGGAAGCAGAAAAGUAUUACCUAUACCAAAGUAGUUGACAUUCAAUGCAUUUUAGAGUAGCCUUAUAGUAUAAGUCCAUAUAUGAGUAUCUAAACAUCAAUAAAUAUUAACUAACAAUUGAAAUGGAUGUACAGAUUAAGGUUGUAGUUAUAUUGAUACCUGUCAUCCUAGCAUUCGGCAUCAUAUCAGCAACCUCUGCUUUUAUGAUUCAUAAUCAUCACCAGCGCAAGGCAUUUGUUGGAAGUGUUGGAGUUGUGGCCUCUGCAGCGAUGUAUGGUUCCCCGCUUGUGGCUGUGAAGCAAGUGAUGCAGACAAAAAGUGUGGAAUUCAUGCCAUUCCACUUAUCAUUUUUCUCAUUCCUAGCAAGUUCUCUAUGGCUGGUCUAUGGAUUAUUGGGCCAUGAUCUCUUUAUCGCAUCCCCAAAUUUUGUUGGCAGCCCAUUAGGGAUCCUCCAACUUGUGCUGUACUGCAUGUACAGAAAAAGAGGAAUCGCAGAAGUGCCUAACAAAUUGGAUGUAGUACAGAAUGACCACAAAUCCACACAGUUGGAGAUCAUGGUUACUGAAGAUACUAAAGAGAAGACCUGAAAAUUGUACACUUUUGUGACCCUUUUUCAAGGGAAACCUCAUGCUGCCGCAAACAUAUGAGCUUAUCAGCACCGCAUGGGCCAUCAUAAUCCAGUUCCCUUUGUAUAAUUAUGAAUGUACCAAUAUGUUAUUCCUCUUCUUUAUUACAAUCUGCCUUCAGCUUACAACCACCCACUAGCUUAGCACAGCAGUGACAGAAACAAGUCUCGUCUUCAAAAGUUGGGAUGCAUCAUAAAAUUUGGAGACUAAACCAAUCAAUUGUCACGUGAAAGUUCUAAUCUAGAAGGAAAAAGCAAGG
Molecule: messenger RNA, 1315 nt
Organism: Linum tenue
Lineage: Eukaryota; Viridiplantae; Streptophyta; Magnoliopsida; Malpighiales; Linaceae
Source: the annotation of a GenBank genome assembly